UUAGCCGAAAACGGGCAGAGUUUUGUAACUUUUAUUAUUUUUUAGGAUGCACGUAGCCUAUAUACGAACACCUUUGGAAAUUUUAAAUUGCAGCUGAAGCUGUGAAGUAAAAAAUACCCAUCCCAUUAAUCCGCGGUGUAAGAAACUGAGCAGUGUGUUUGUUUGGCUGCUCACGCUAACUGUUUUGACUUUUGCUGCUCGUUGAAUAAUUUCCUACCGUCAGUACUGUAUUCUUGAAUGCCUUGACAGAAACCUGGAUUUUUUAUUCUGUGUAUAUUAUUAUAUUGAUUAACAACUGGGCUCCUGUUGAUACCUUGUUUCCUUUGGAUAAUCUAUCUGUAAACGCAAUGAGCGGUCCUGCACCUGUGUCGAGGUACGCGCAGAUGAUGACGCGCCUCAGUCGUCGCAUCUUCAACGAACCCGCUCGCCCGAUGGACACCGAAGCCAACCGCAUUGUCAAAGUGUUAGGCGAGUGGCCGCGAGAGAAACAAGGCUAUAUUACCAACUAUUAUCCGCCCCAUCCGCAGAUCUGGAAGAUGAUCCGGACUCUGCGCGAUCACGGUCUCUUUCGCGACGAACAUCUGGACUUCAACGAGGAGAUGGAGCGACAGCGGGCGCUGCGCGGCAAACCCCGACCGCACUACAAAGUGCAGACCAAGAAGAAGACGGAGGCAGCGGCGGCGCCUGGCGCACCCGCUGCUGCAAAGAAAAAAUGAGUUGCUGUUCGCCAAAAUUGGAGCGAUUUUUUUUUUAUUGGAGCGAAUUUGUGUAACAAAACCAUAGGUCAGCGGUUCUUGUGGUGUAUGGGCUGAGUGAACUUGUCCCAUUUGUACUGAACUGAUUGGUCACGGUGUCCUCUGCUGCUUAACAGCAAAAUGUGCAAUUACCAAAUGUCCAGUUAAGACAUUAUUGUGCAAUAAAUUCAUAUUCAAUGGUAAUUAUUGGCAGAC
This is a messenger RNA of Paramacrobiotus metropolitanus, 950 nucleotides long. RefSeq names its product 28S ribosomal protein S33, mitochondrial-like. NCBI's taxonomy places the organism in Eukaryota, Metazoa, Tardigrada, Eutardigrada, Parachela, Macrobiotidae. Bases 348 to 716 code for a protein of 122 amino acids. The transcript has a single exon. The record is from RefSeq and is a predicted model, not a curated record. Gene Ontology annotation, cellular component: mitochondrion.